CUUUACUGCACGAUCUCAGGCAUCAUGACUGAUCCCAAUGGCAUGGGAAGUGGCCUUGGAGCCGAGCAUGGCCAACACCAGCAAGGCGGUAACAGCGGACCCCUCGCCCAGCAACCUCUACAGGGCGUCCUUCCCAUGCACCAGGGCAUGAAUUUCCCACCUGUACCGUCUGGCAUGCCAUCUGGAGUGCCCACUGGCAUGUACCAGCCCGCUACAUACAUGCCCAUGCCCCAGCAGCAGCAGAAUGAGCAGCUGCGCAUGUUUUGGUUGCAACAGAAUCAGGAGAUUCAGCAGGUUGGGACGGACCCGGCAGAGUUCAAGAAUCACCAGCUUCCCCUAGCGCGAAUAAAGAAGAUCAUGAAGUCCGAUGAGGAUGUACGCAUGAUCAGUGCAGAGGCGCCGGUUCUCUUCGCUAAGGCAUGCGAGAUGUUCAUCCUUGAGUUGACAUUGAGAUCCUGGAACCAUUCAGAGGAGAACAAGCGCAGGACGCUGCAGCGGAAUGACAUUGCCGCGGCAAUCACAAGGACUGACAUCUUUGACUUCUUGGUGGAUAUAGUACCCAGGGAGGAGCGGUGUGAUGAGGGCCCGCGGCCGCAGCCGAUGCCAAGCAUGCCGGUGUCGGGCAUGGGGUACUGGCAGCAGGGGCAGCCGCAGCAGCAGCAGCAGCAGCAGCAGCAGCAGCAGCAGCAGCAGCCCAUGCAGUCCGGCCCAGGCGACCAGCACAUGGGCCUUCCCCAGCGCCCGCCUGGCAUGCAGAUGGACCCCGCCAUGAUGCAGGCUUACUACAUGCAACAGCAGCAGGUGGCCGCAGCACAGCAACAGCAGCAGCACAUGCAGCAGCAGCAGCAACAGCAGCAUCUCCAGUACCAGCAGCAGCAGCAGGGGCUCCCCCAGAAUGCUCAGGCAUUUGAGCACCAAGAGAAUCAGCCCAAUGGAGAGUGA
Molecule: messenger RNA, 942 nt
Organism: Coccomyxa subellipsoidea C-169
Lineage: Eukaryota; Viridiplantae; Chlorophyta; Trebouxiophyceae; Coccomyxaceae
Product: histone-fold-containing protein
Exons: 6
Coding region: 25-942 (305 amino acids)
Biological process (GO): regulation of DNA-templated transcription
Cellular component (GO): nucleus
Molecular function (GO): DNA binding; DNA-binding transcription activator activity, RNA polymerase II-specific; protein heterodimerization activity
Source: RefSeq, a predicted model, not a curated record